Messenger RNA from Drosophila bipectinata, 1234 nucleotides. RefSeq names its product coiled-coil domain-containing protein 42 like-2-like. The record is from RefSeq and is a predicted model, not a curated record. NCBI's taxonomy places the organism in Eukaryota, Metazoa, Arthropoda, Insecta, Diptera, Drosophilidae.
UUAAACGGUGUACAGGGAACACUAUACACACAUCAAACACACAAAACUAUACAUACAAAAUACAUAAUCCUUCCGCAAAAAAAAAAAGUUACAACACUUACCAUUGAAGACUUACAUUAUUUUAAGAGUUUUUAAUUAAAAAAGUUAUCAAGAUGCCGCGACACAGACCCACAAAGAAAAUAGAUGUCCUGGGAAACCUCGAUGUGAGGCCGGAAGAGGCGGUUGGGGAUUACCUCUGCUCUAAGCAGCAGGAAAAAUACUUUGUCAUUCCUCCCAACUCUGACUCCGCCGGGGACUCUAUUGAGCUGAUAUUCGUGAACAAUGUCCGAGAACACGAUGCCAUGAUCAAGUUGCAGGCCGAGAUGCUGGCCAACGCCAAAAGACAGGCUAAGGUGAACUCGACCAGGGUGCGAAACAUGUACAAGAUGCAGGAGCGGCUGCGGAAGCGUUUCAUCGAGGUGAACUCCUUCAUCAAGGACUGCGUGGACAAGAAGCGGGCGGCCGAGAAGAUCACCAACGAGGAGACCAUCUACCACAGGGAGCUGGGUGAGGGCAUUGAGAGUUUCACGGGCUCCAUCGGUGAGUUGAAGGCCUUUCGAGAGGCUCUCAAGGCCACCGUCCAGGAGUUCCAGCCCUACGAGAAGGUCCUCGACGAGGUGGUGAACAGCUCCCAAAUUUUUGAGAGCCAGCAAGACUGCAUCGACCGUUGUGAUGCCCUAAUGCUUGCCCAAGUGGAGAUCAGUCAGCUGGAACAGCAGAAGCUUGGAGAAAUCGAGGAUAUGCGCAAGCGGAUGCUGAAGCUCACCAAUGAAGCAGCACUGACCGUUUUGGGUCUCAAGAACGAUCUCUCGAGGCUCGAGAGGUCCUACAACGAGUUCAGGGUCCUGGGCCAGAAGUGGGAGAAGAUCCUGGCCAAAAGCAAGUUAGCCAUAUCGACCAACUACAUGGACAAGAACCGCACCAUGGAUGCCGUCAGCACCUUGUACCGAACGCUUUGUCGCCGAGGAGACGCGUCCGGAAAGUUUAAUCGCAAUGAGUUUGAAACUCAAAUAGAUGGCAUCAAGGAAGAGGUGGAGAUUCUGAGCGGCGUCUUGAAGAUAAUGGAGGCAAGCGACAGUGCUGCCAAACUUGAGGAAGCUAGGGACAAGACCCUCUGUUAAUGGAAUGAAUAAAUUUCACGUAUUGGAAAGCUGUACAGCCAAUAAAAGUUAUAGCAAUAAAGCUUCAAAUUAAA